This is a messenger RNA of Jaminaea rosea, 2257 nucleotides long. Its product is annotated as amino acid transporter. Gene Ontology annotation, molecular function: transmembrane transporter activity. Bases 304 to 2001 code for a protein of 565 amino acids. NCBI's taxonomy places the organism in Eukaryota, Fungi, Basidiomycota, Exobasidiomycetes, Microstromatales. Gene Ontology annotation, cellular component: membrane. Gene Ontology annotation, biological process: transmembrane transport; amino acid transport. The transcript is spliced from 2 exons. The record is from RefSeq and is a predicted model, not a curated record.
GUGUGAUGCCUUCAAUUGAGCCCGGCUAGUGCGGCCAGCCCGGAUGCUUUCGCAUCCCACCCUGGUCUUUUGGAAAUCUGGCCUCGCCUCAUAUAUUCCAAGGCAUUUGUCGGACAGCCCAGCGCUGCCAGACCUCCUCCUCUUCAAUCCACCACAGCGCCGACGGUCAACUCACCACUGCCACCACCCAUCUUUCCAUUCCACAACGGCGCUCUCAUACGACUCGCUCAGACGACUAGAGUUGCAAAGAAAGUUCAUCGCUAGCCAUCACCGUGUCUUGUCCCUGAGCACCUCUUCGCUGAGAUGAGCUCUACCAUUGCCGCUGCUUUUGGCAGGCGAGGGUCCAACACCUCGAACUCAGAGAAGGACCACUCACAAUAUCCCAGCGGAGACCCCGUCGUCCGUCAUAACCCAGUCGGCGAAGAUGAUAGCUCCGAGCAGGAUGAUGACGCUCGUCUGGCCCAGAUGGGCUACAAGAGCGAGUUCAAGCGAGAGUUCAGGAGCCUGUCGACCUUCUCCUUCGCCAUGGCCAUUAUGGGUCUCGUCUCGUCGGUCAUCACUACGUUCAAUACCCCCUUGCUGUCCGGAGGUGGGCCGUCCGUCAUUUGGACGUGGUUCAUUGGCUCGGUGAUGAACAUGACGCUGGGUGUCUCCAUUGGCGAGCUCGUCUCUGCCUUCCCCUCAUGUGGUGGUCUCUACUCGGCCUCUGGCUACCUCGUUCCCAAACGCUACUCCAAGAUCACCGCCUACGGCGUCGGUUGGGCAAACGGCCUGGGUCAGAUUGCUGGUAUCUCAGGAUCGGCCUACGGUCUGUCGUCGAUGAUCAUGGCGUGGGCCUAUGUCAUCACCGACGGUCGCUUCGUCGCCUCGACGGGAGAGAUUGUCGGUCUCUACAUCGGCAUCAUGGUCAUCGCUGGCGUCAUCAACUCGUUCCCUACGAGCUGGCUCGCUCGCCUGACGGCCUCGUACGUCUUUGUCAACCUCAUCACCACAUGUGUCAUCGCCAUUCUUGUCCUCGCCAGGACGCCCUCUGGCGAGUACACUAGCGGUGCCGACGCCUUUGUCAACAUCUCAGGUGCUAGUGGUUGGAGCAAGUCGCUGGCCUUCCUCAUCGGACUGCAGAUGGUCCAAUUCGUUAUGACCGACUACGAUGCUACCGCCCACAUCUCAGAGGAGGUCUCGCGUGCCGCCAUUGCCGCGCCCGUAGCCAUUGUUCAGGCCGUCUUCGUGACCGGCUUGAUGGGCUUCUUCCUCAACAUUGCCCUUGUCUUCGCCAUGGGUGACGUUGCCUCGACCGACAUCACGACGUGGCCUGGAGAGCUGGCCGUUGCGCAAAUCCUUCUCAACCGCGGCGGCAAGGUCGCCUUCCUCGUCGUCUGGCCUUUCGCUUGCGCCGUCGCCUUCUUCGUCGUCAUCACCGCUGUGCAGGCCAACGCUCGUACCUUCUUCGCCCUGGCUCGUGACCGCGCCAUCCCUGGCUGGUUCGCCAUCGUCGAGAAACGCACCAAGGUCACGAUCAACGCCGUCUGGCUCGUUGUGCUGGCUAACAUCAUUCUCAUCCAACUGGCCUGGAUCAACUACACGGCCAUCGCCGCCAUCUUCUCCCUCGCUGCCCUCGGCAUGGACCUCUCUUACUGGGUCCCCAUUGUUGGCCGCACCAUCUUCGCAGACCACCCCGAGGUGCGCUUCCGCGAGCAGAAGGGUCCCUUCUACCUGGGCGAGGGUCUCUUCGGCCAGUUCAUCCGCUGGACCUGCAUCGUUUGGACCUUGUUCGAGUGCAUCGUCCUUGCUAUCCCUUCGACGACGCCCGUCACUGCCAUGAGCAUGAACUGGUCCAGCGUCGUCUUUGGCGGUGUCAUGAUCCUUGCCUUUGGAGCCUACGCUGUCGCUGGGCACAGAUACUACAUCGCGCCUGGGUCGCAGCGCGUGCCGUCCAACGACACGAUGCAGUCGCAGUCCCCUUCGGAGGGAAGCCAAGUUAGCAACCAGGAGAAGCUGUAAGGUACAUUGACGUACCCAGGGAGAUCUGAUGGACCGUUGAAGGAGGGUAGUACUCAGCGAUUCAUCUGCGCAAGCUGUAUCUUUGCCUGAGCCCCGUACCCCGGCUCCCGAUCUGAAUCCCUCUCUCGCUCUCCCUCAACUCACUAUAGCCCCUCGUACCGCACGACAUGUUCUUGACUCCCAUGUAUCGGAGAAGAGUCGAUAAUAAUCGCGAAAACCCACAACAAAAUGCAAAACCCCUACAAACAGUUUGCCG